AUGACAGAAUUCCAACAAGGAUGGAGAGAAUUCCAUAUUCACGACACUGUUGCUGCUGCUGCCAAAGAAGGAAGAACAAGUGCUGAUGAUGGCAAUAACCAAGACGAAGAGGACGUGAUUUAUGCUUCCGGUAUAAACCUAUUUGGAAACAUACAAGAAGAAGAGGAAGAAGAAACUAUGCAUUUCUCUUUUCCUGUGGCAGAAGCCGGCGGCUGUGAUGAAUCAACAAGAUCAGCAGUAGUGGUAGCCGCUGCAGAGAAGAAGAAUAUUGAAGUCACGCUCAAAGGGUUUUCCGAUUAUACCCAAUCCACGGGAUUGGCCGUAUGGCUAGGAUCCGAAAUUCUUGCAAGAUUCAUGGCUCGGCACCCAUAUCUGAUACGAGGCAAGACUGUCAUGGAAUUGGGAUCUGGUCUGGGUCUAGCUGGGAUUACCAGUCAUCAUUUGGAUUCCAAGACGAGUGUUCUGACCGAUGGUGAUUCACUCGUCUUGAAUGAUUACUUAAAAUUCAAUGCCAAUCAGAAUGAUCGAAGGCAGCAAGAUACAAUCGGUGGUGAUGGUCAUCCUGGUGCCAUCGAAUGUCAUCAGCUCAUUUGGGGUCAUCGAGGACAGAGCAAUGGCCAAAGUCCCUUGGCACAAUUUCGCAAGAAGUAUGGUCAGUUUGAUGUCAUCCUUGCUGCAGACUGUACCUAUAUACCGCAAAGUGUGGAACCCUUUUGGGAGACGAUUGACUUUUUGCUCGAUACAGAAGUAACUGGCAAGGACGAUGACACUGCCCAUGGCAUCACACCAGCCAAGUCACCUUCCACUCCCAAGGUGAUAUACGUAAUGGAAGCGUCCACCCAAGCCAAAUUUGAAGAUAUUUUGGAUAGCGCCAAACUACGAGGCUUUGAAUGGACAAUUGAUACCAUGCCAUCACUGUAUGAGAAGGACGAAACCCCGCAGGACAGUCAAAAAGAGCACGAAAUAUAUACCUUUUGGCGGUCUAGGUGUUCUUGA
Molecule: messenger RNA, 996 nt
Organism: Cylindrotheca closterium
Lineage: Eukaryota; Bacillariophyta; Bacillariophyceae; Bacillariales; Bacillariaceae
Source: the annotation of a GenBank genome assembly